GCGGAAUUUUUUUGUGGUGGACCUUAUAUGGCUGCUUCUUGGCCUAAGGAAAAAGGUUGUAAUAAUGAAUUCGGUGCAAUCGGAACAUUGGUAUUUAGUGAUGACAAUGGCCACCAUGAACAACUUAUUGAUGAUGAUGCUUUAUGGCUUGAUGACUCAACGAGUAGUACCACAUUCAAUAUCUUAGGGACAAUUGAUCAUAACAAUAAACCUAGCAAUGUAUGGGCUGAUGUUUGGGCUACAGUAUAUUGGGCAUGCCAAAAAGAAAAUUGUGCUUCCGAACAUUUACACUUACGG
Molecule: messenger RNA, 297 nt
Organism: Racocetra fulgida
Lineage: Eukaryota; Fungi; Glomeromycota; Glomeromycetes; Diversisporales; Gigasporaceae
Source: the annotation of a GenBank genome assembly